UUAAAACUCUCAAGAAGCCCUAAAAACCAUUCACAAUUACAUCAAAAAAUACCUUUUCAAAUUCUUUUUUUACAUUCAUAAAGCUAAGUAUCUCGAAUAGAUUAAGAUCUAUCUAUGGCUCAGAUUAACUUUGAGGGUUUGAGAGAGCUACACGACUGCGUAAACUAUCUCCUCCAUCACUGUCCGAAAACAAGAGAAUCUCUGUCUCAACAAGGACAAGAGAAAUGGACGGAACAAGUUUCAGAAGCUUCAUUGAGGAUGUUAGACAUCUGUAACGUAUCCAAAGAUGUGAUGACGCUCGUGAAACACAGCUUGCAAGAUCUACAACUGACUCUACGUGGCAACGAAUCAUCUGAUGUCAACGAGAAGAUAGCUGCGUAUAAUCGGUAUAAGAACAAGCUCAAGAAGGAGACACUGAAAUGCUUAAACUGUUUGAAGAACAUGAAAGGAAACGAAGGAAGAGUGGCCAUGCCAAUAGAACAGAACCUUCUGUUUGUCACAGAAGUUUUGAAGGAAGUGAGAAGAGUCGUUGUGACGAUGGUUGAGUCUUUGUUCUCACUUGGUUGUAUUCCUUGGCUAGAGAAGAGAUCGAGCAAAGGGUCUUUGUCUUCGAUCUUUUCCAUUCGGUCUUCCUAUUUGUUAGAUGAUGAAUGGGACGAGACUGCGGUGCAAAGCGCGACUACGAGGUUGGAGGCGGCGGAGAUUACUGUAGUGGAGCUUGAAAUAGAGUUGGAAUCUAUUUUCCGGCGAUUGAUUCAGACGAGAGUUUCACUUCUUAAUAUUCUCACCAACUAGAUAAUAUAUGAUAUGUCCGGAUCGGUUAGGUUUUGCUUCAAGCGGACAUGUUUAGUUAACAUUAAAUAGAUUGAUUUGUAAACUUAUUUUCAAGUUUGCAACAUCAAAUUCUUUUAUUCUAUAUAAUUUAUUUUUUUACCCGUUUCCUAAACUGGCUACUUGGAUUAAAGACUUGAAGUUGAAGGCACACUUUUUGUCUUCACCAAAAAUAGAGUCAAAAUGAAAUUGUUAUUCAAGUAAAAUUUGAAUUAU
Molecule: messenger RNA, 1047 nt
Organism: Arabidopsis thaliana (thale cress)
Lineage: Eukaryota; Viridiplantae; Streptophyta; Magnoliopsida; Brassicales; Brassicaceae
Product: DUF241 domain protein, putative (DUF241)
Exons: 1
Coding region: 115-795 (226 amino acids)
Biological process (GO): root development; shoot system development
Source: RefSeq, marked reviewed